AAGAGGGGAAAGAGAGAGAGAUUCGCGGCGGAAAUUUCGGCGACGACCACGGCGGUGUCGGGCACGUGCGGCGGUCGCGAGCGCGCGCGGAACGAGAGAUGGAACGGGGAUUGGAAUCGGGUGUCGGAAAAGGUUCCGGGGAAUUAGGGCUCAGGGGUUAAGGAAUGAUUUGAGCCCAACGAUGAUAGAGAUUUGAAAAUAUUUUUAGCGCGUGCUUUAUUUGGUAAAUUUUUCGGGAUGUCACAGGCAGCGAACUGUUACGGCGCGGCAGGCAACGACUGCUCGUGAAGAGACGCGAGUGGUCCUACAGUGCAUAGCGGCGGCCAAAAUUUUUUUGAACCUUUGAAAAUGUUGAAUACCCAAAUUCCAAAUCCUAAGCCCUCCCUUGGUUUGAACCACCAUGGAAUUGAAGGUGACCACAUCAUAGCUGAUGUUUGCUGCAGUAGGCCGCAAUCUUCCCCACGAUUGCUAAGCUAAUUUCUAUGGGCUUUCGAGCUUGCGAGAAGAGGCCUAUUUGGAGUAGUGGUAGAAGUAAAGGAAAAAAGAGCACGAGCACCCUGGGACUGGCUGGGGUGUGUGGCUGAGGUCGUCGCGAGAGGAGAUGGCGCCGACGACGACCCAAGAACCCGCCGCUCGCAUCGACCAGGACGGCGCCUGCAAGCCGCUCGUGCUCUUAGCCGACCCUCUCAUCCCAAAGUUCCAGUCGGACCUCUCCGCCCGCUACCACCUCCUCCCCGCCGCCGGGGCCGACGCGGCCGCCGCCGCCUCGGCGCGGGCGCUCCUCAUCAUCGACCUCCCGGCGGUGACGGCGGACCUCAUCGACGCGCUCCCGGCGCUGGAGCUGGUGGUGGCCUCGUCCGUCGGCGUCGACCACGUCGACCUCGCCGCGUGCCGGCGCCGCGGGAUCCGGGUCACCAACGCCGGGGACGCGUUCGCGGCCGACGCUGCGGAUUACGCCGUCGGGCUGGCCGUCGCCGCGCUCCGCCGCGUUCCCGCAGCCGACGCCUACGUCCGCCGCGGCGGCUGGGUGGCCCACGGCGAGUACCCGCUCGCCACCAAGGUGAGCGGCAAGCGCGUGGGGAUCGUGGGUCUCGGCCGCAUCGGCUCGCAGGUGGCUCGGCGCCUCGCCGCCUUCGGGUGCCCCGUCGCCUACCACUCGCGGUCGCCCAAGCCGUCGUCACCCUACAGGUUCGUCCCCACGGUGCGCGCCCUGGCCGCGGACAGCGACGUGCUGGUGCUGUCGUGCGCGCUGACGGAGGAGACGCGGCGCGUGGUGGGGCGGGAGGUGAUGGAGGCGCUGGGCAAGGACGGCGUGCUCGUCAACGUUGGCCGCGGCGGGCUGGUGGACGAGCCGGAGCUGGUGCGCUGCCUGCGGGAGGGCGUCAUCGGCGGCGCCGGGCUGGACGUGUUCGACAAGGAGCCGGACGUGCCGGCGGAGCUGCUCGCCAUGGACAACGUCGUGCUCUCGGACCACAGGGCCGUGUUCACGCCGGAGUCCUUCCGCGGGGUGCUGGACGUCGUCGCCGGAAACCUCGAGGCCUUCUUCGCCGGGAGGCCGCUGCUCAGCCCCGUCACGCUCUGAGCUGUGUGUGAACUCGGCCACACAGGGCUUCAGUUGCGAGGGGUUUGGAGUUGCUUGUACUUUUUUAAUCUUCUUUUUUCUAAUAAUAAAAGUUACGGCAAAUCUCUUGCCAUUUCUUCAAAUUUUUUUUUGAAAACUUGUUUUCUUUAGCUGAAGUUGACGGAAAAUUUGACUUGAAAGUAGAGGUUUUUGGUUUA
This is a messenger RNA of Panicum virgatum (switchgrass), 1779 nucleotides long. Its product is annotated as glyoxylate/hydroxypyruvate reductase HPR3-like. Bases 602 to 1582 code for a protein of 326 amino acids. Gene Ontology annotation, molecular function: hydroxypyruvate reductase [NAD(P)H] activity; glyoxylate reductase (NADPH) activity; NAD binding. The record is from RefSeq and is a predicted model, not a curated record. Gene Ontology annotation, cellular component: cytosol. Lineage: Eukaryota; Viridiplantae; Streptophyta; Magnoliopsida; Poales; Poaceae. The transcript is spliced from 2 exons.